CAACCUAUGAAAUGGGCAAUGCGACUUAGAGCUGCUUUGUACCUUGCCCAAGCUUUAGAAUACUGUACCAACAGAGGACGCGAUCUAUAUCAUGAUCUCAAUGCUUAUAGAGUUCUCUUUGAUGUUGAGGGCAAUCCUAGACUUUCAUGCUUUGGUUUGAUGAAAAACAGUCGAGAUGGGAAAAGUUACAGUACAAAUCUAGCAUUUGCCCCUCCUGAGUAUCUCAGAACAGGAAGAGUAACUCCAGAAACUGUAACAUAUAGUUUUGGCACCCUUUUGCUUGACCUUCUCAGUGGAAAACAUAUACCUCCGAGCCAUGCACUUGACCUGGUUCGGGGAAGAAACCUUCAGAUUCUUACAGACUCUUGUUUAGAAGGACAAUUUUCAGUUUAUGAGGGAACUGAGUUAUUGCGCCUAGCAUCACAAUGUUUACAACCUGAACCGCAUGAGCGUCCUUAUCUCAAGUCAUUGGCCCCUGCUUUGAUACCCUUACAAAAGGAAUCCAAGGUUCCUUCUCAUGUGCUUAUGGAUAUUCCCCAUGGUGGUGCUGCUUUACCUCUGCCACCACUCAGUGAGGCUUGUCUUAAAAUGGACUUGACUGCUAUACACGAGAUCAUAGAAAAGAUCGGGUAUAAAGAUGAUGAAGGUGUUGCAUAUGAGCUUUCAUUCCAAAUUUGGACCAACCAAAUGCAAGAAACAUUGAACUUGAAGAAUAAGGGUGAUGCUGCAUUUCGACGCAAGGAUUUCAAAGCUGCAAUUGAUAGCUACACACAGUUCUCUGAAGUCGGAACCAUGGUUUCUCCGACAGUUUAUGCUCGCCGAAGUCUAUCUUAUCUCAUGAGUGAUAUGCCUGAGGAAGCACUUGACGAUGCAUUGCAGGCACAAGCAAUAUCCCCUCUCUGGUACAUUGCAUUCCAUUUGCAAGCUGCUGCUCUAUUUGCACUGGGCAGGGAGGAUGAGGCCCAUGUGGCACUCAAAGAGGGUUCUGCACUUCAUAAUAAAAAGAAUACAAAUUAGUUGAGGUCACUGCCCAAAUUAGUUUUCCUGUUCCAGAAGACAACAUUCAGAGAACACCACCCACGGCUCUCAAUAUUUGGGCAAAUUAAUCUGAGGCUUUUAGUCCUUAUUUGGCAAUUGUGUUACAUGCAUAGAGAUCGGUUUAUAGUCCCUCCUGCAUAAACGUUUCCUUUGUUGCCAAGAUCUUGAAAGGUUUAGGGAAAAACUUAUGGUAGAGA
Molecule: messenger RNA, 1235 nt
Organism: Neltuma alba
Lineage: Eukaryota; Viridiplantae; Streptophyta; Magnoliopsida; Fabales; Fabaceae
Product: serine/threonine-protein kinase BSK7-like
Exons: 7
Biological process (GO): protein phosphorylation; brassinosteroid mediated signaling pathway
Molecular function (GO): ATP binding; protein binding; protein kinase activity
Source: RefSeq, a predicted model, not a curated record